Messenger RNA from Colius striatus (speckled mousebird), 1769 nucleotides. RefSeq names its product serine/threonine-protein phosphatase 5. Lineage: Eukaryota; Metazoa; Chordata; Aves; Coliiformes; Coliidae. Gene Ontology annotation, cellular component: nucleus; cytosol. Gene Ontology annotation, molecular function: protein binding; protein serine/threonine phosphatase activity. The record is from RefSeq and is a predicted model, not a curated record.
GCCAUGGCGGAGGGAGAGCGGGCGGACAGCGGCGGGCCCGGGCCCGGCCCCGGGAGGCCCCCGAGCGCGGCCGAGCUGCAGCGGGCCGAGGAGAUGAAGACACAGGCCAACGAGUUCUUCAAAGCCAAGGACUAUGAGAGCGCCGUGAGGCUGUACAGCGGCGCCAUCGAGCUGAACCCCGGCUGCGCCAUCUACUACGGCAACCGCAGCCUGGCCUAUCUGCGCACCGAGUGCUACGGCUACGCCCUGGCCGACGCCACCACGGCCCUGCAGCUCGAUGCCAAGUACCUCAAGGGCUACUACAGGAGGGCAGCCAGCAACAUGGCCCUGGGCAAGUUCAAAGCUGCCCUCAGAGACUACGAGACGGUGGUGAAGGUGAGGCCCAACGACAAAGACGCCAAGCUCAAGUACCAGGAGUGUCACAAGAUCGUCAAGCAGAAGGCCUUUGAGCGAGCCAUCGCCUCUGAGGAGCACAAACGCUCCGUGGUGGACUCCCUGGACAUCGAGAGCAUGACCAUUGAGGACGAAUACAGUGGCCCCAAACUGGACGAUGGGAAGGUGACUUUGACCUUCAUGAAGGACCUGAUGCAGUGGUACAAAGACCAGAAGAAACUCCAUCGAAAAUGUGCCUACCAGAUCUUGGUGCAGGUCAAGGAGGUGUUGGCCAAGCUCCCAACCUUGGUGGAGACCACGUUGAAAGAGAGCGAGAAGCUGACGGUGUGUGGGGACACCCACGGCCAGUUCUACGACCUGCUCAACAUCUUCGAGCUCAACGGGCUGCCCUCGGAGUCCAACCCUUAUAUCUUCAACGGGGACUUCGUGGACCGCGGCUCCUUCUCGGUUGAGGUCAUCCUCACGCUCUUCGGCUUCAAGCUCCUCUACCCUGACCACUUCCACUUGCUUCGAGGGAACCACGAGACAGACAACAUGAACCAGAUCUACGGCUUCGAGGGCGAGGUGAAGGCCAAGUACACGGCGCAGAUGUUCGCGCUGUUCAGCGAGGUGUUCGAGUGGCUGCCGCUGGCCCAGUGCAUCAACGGCAAAGUGCUGAUCAUGCACGGGGGGCUCUUCAGCGAGGACGGCGUCACCCUGGACGACAUCCGCAAGAUCGAGCGCAACCGGCAGCCCCCAGACUCAGGGCCGAUGUGUGACCUGCUGUGGUCUGACCCCCCAGCCUCAGGUGAGCCCGCCCCGCAGGACGGCCGCUCGGUCAGCAAGCGCGGCGUGAGCUGCCAGUUCGGGCCCGACGUGACCCGGAGCUUCCUGGAGCGCAACGGGCUGAGUAACAUCAUCCGCAGCCACGAGGUCAAGGCCGAGGGCUACGAGGUGGCUCACGAGGGCAAGUGUGUCACCGUCUUCUCCGCCCCCAACUACUGCGACCAGAUGGGCAACAAAGGCUCCUACAUCCACCUGCGGGGCAGCGACCUGCGCCCCGACUUCCACCAGUUCACAGCAGUGCCUCACCCCAACGUCAAGCCCAUGAUGUACGCCAACACCCUGCUGCAGCUGGGCAUGAUGUGACCCCCCCUCACCCCGAAACCCACCCCCCCACACCCCAUGGGUGCCCCCCAACAUCCCCCCAGCACCCACCACGUAGUGUGUGGGGGGUUAAUGGGGACAGAGUGUAUUUAUUCCCCUCCCCCCCCAGCCCCCCACAACCUCCCAGUGCUCCCAGUUUGGGCAGGAGCAGCCUGGGGGGGGGGCUGGAAGGUGGGGGGGGUGGGGGGGGCUCCCCUCUUUCCCCCCACAAGCAAUAGGGAGGUGGAAAG